UCAUCUAUCAUCAUCCUUUUUACCACCUGCAUAUCCCUUCCUGCCAGCUGCCUGCACAGCACUCAGAAUAACAGACUCUGUUCUUCCUUUGUUGCUGAACAGGGGGAAAUGGUUUCAAACCAAAAGAGGGGAGAUAUGGACCUGAUAUAGGAAAAAGUUUUUGCAGUAAAGGUGGUGAGGCACUGGAAUAGGUUGCCCAGAGAUGCGAUGGAUGCUCAGUCCCCGGAGACAUUCAAGGUCAGGCUGGAGCAGGCUCUGAGCAACCUGAUCUAACUGUAGGCGCCCCUGUUCAUCGCGGAGGAGUUGAACUAGACGGCCUUUAAAUGUCCCUUCCAACUCAAACGGUUUUAUGACUCCUUGCCCCUCAGGCCCCAAUGCCAUCAGAUGAAACGAGUGAACAAAACCCCCUCUGCACUUCAGAGAGCUCUUUUAAGGGUCCCAGCAGCAAGCUCCAGCCCGAGAACAGCUCCUCACCGACGGCCUCGAAGCUAAUUCACAUUUACAAGAUGAAACGUAAAGAAGUUCGAGAGGCUCCAAACCGAACGGGGCAGGAGCCCAGGUUAACCGCCGCCAUUUCGCGGAGCGGGCACCCGCCACCCGGUGUCCUCGCCGCCCUGGGGCGGCCGAAAGGCUGUGGAAAGCAUCCAGCUUUCGGGCGGCAGGGGAGCGGAGCACGCUGAGGUGAGGGCGGCGCCGGGGGCCGGCUGCAGCGCGGCGGGGGAGGCCGGGAUCCUCCUGAAUGAACGGCUCCUUCCCCGCCUCGCCUAGUCUCGCCUCGCCCCGCACCCCCGCCCGCCACUCGCCGCCGCCGCUCCGAGGCGCAGCCAGUUUCUAUAGCGACGGCACCGAUCCUCCGAGUAGUAACAAAGCCGGCUGCCCGCUGCCGCGCCGGGCCGGCGGGAGAAGCUGCUCCCUCUCCCCAGGGCACCGGCCGGUUGCGCCCUGUCAGUUGUUUCCUGUGUGGAGGAGAAUAGGCAUUUCCUGUGCUCCCUACAAGUGAAUCUUUGCAAGAACUUCUUUUUCUUGGAAAAUGGGCACCUGGCUUGGAGGAGAUGCAGUAGCUCAAAAUGGAUGACUUCUACUGAUGCUUCUUGACAAUUUCAUCUCCUCUUUUCCUGUUUGAGAUGGCUGAUACGAUCAUCAGGAAAAAUUUCUAAACUAAGCCUGAGUGACGACGUCUCUUUCCCCUAACUCCUCUUUUCACAAAUCUGCAAACCAUCAGACAAAAUGAGCAGUCCACUACAAGAGGAGUCUGCAGAGCCCCAGAGCUCAGAUGAGCUUGAGUGCAAGAUCUGCUACAAUCGCUACAACCUGCGACAGAGAAAACCAAAAGUGCUGGAGUGUUGUCACCGAGUAUGUGCCAAAUGCCUCUGCAAGAUCAUAGACUUUGGCGAUUCUCCUCAAGGAGUCAUAGUUUGCCCAUUUUGCAGGUUUGAAACAUGCCUGCCAGACGAUGAGGUUAGUAGUCUUCCCGAUGACAAUAACAUCCUUCUGAAUUUAGCUUGUGGGGGAAAGGGAAAGAAGUGCCUACCAGACAACCCAACGGAACUGCUGCUGACUCCCAAAAGGUUGGCGUCUCUGGUUAGCCCUUCUCACACCUCUUCGAAUUGCUUGGUUAUAACAAUCAUGGAAGUACAAAGAGAGAGUCCCCAGACUCUGAACUCGACACCCGUGGUGGAAUUUUACAGGCCUACGAGUUUUGACUCUGUUGCAACUGUGUCCCACAACUGGACAGUGUGGAACUGCACAUCUUUGCUCUUCCAGACCUCAAUUCGGGUGCUAGUUUGGUUGCUGGGGUUGCUGUACUUCAGUUCCUUGCCUUUAGGGAUUUACUUACUGGUAUCUAAGAAAGUCACCCUUGGGGUUGUCUUCGUAAGCCUUGUUCCCUCGAGCCUUGUUAUUCUCAUGGUUUAUGGCUUUUGCCAGUGUGUUUGCCAUGAAUUUCUAGACUGUGUGUCUUCUUGACAACAAAUGCAGUGAAAUAAGGUACACUGCCACAUGUGUAGCAUAGUUGAUUUAGCCCGUCUUUAUAUUCUUAUUUAUUUUUAUCAUUGACCAUCCCACUGAGUGAAAGCAGUGACCCAUGUUAUGCAGUUCUUUUUACAAUUUGAUUAUUUAUUGUUUUCUCUUUAUUUUCCUUUUAGCUAAGUAAUGACAUAAAAUUUCCAUGUUUUAAAGGGCUGGGUUGUAGAAAGGGGUAAUGGAAAAUUGCCAAACUUGGUGUCUGCUGCUGCUGUUCAAAUAAGUAGCCCCUUGCUUUUUGUUGGCUAGAUCGUGCAAUAUGAGGGUGCAGGAUCUGCCUUAGGAGAAGUUAGUAUAACAGGCACCUUCCAGUUCAAUGUGUAGCAUCUCUUAAUGCAGAGAAUCUCGUGCUCUGGGAUAUCUGUUAUUUCUGGUAGCAAAUGAAAUCAUUUAGUUAAUAAGAAUAAGACAAGUUAACGUUUGCUCUUUCCAGUUCUUGUUACAGCAAAAAUAUUUGUGGGGUGCCCAGUGGUCACAGAUUUUUGGUGUUCUACAGCAUGAUGAACCUUUUCCUCAUGCUAACAACACAUCUCCAAAACACUUUCCCCAUGCACUUUGCUUGUCCAAUAGUUGCAGCUUCAUCUCGUGCAAUGGAUUACUUCCAUUAGCCACGUUUGUUCUCAUCUAGGUGCGCUAAAUAAGUAUGUGUAACUCUUAGCUUCCUUUGAGAGUUCAGAGAUCUGCAAACUACUCUGGUUGUGUCCCAUAAUGUUUACCUUCACUCCAAGCAUUUCCACCACCACACCGCAUUUCCAACCUUUUAGUUCCUGCAACAAAAGCACGCCUACAUUUAGGCAGCUACACUGGAAAAUCUUGCCUAUGUGACUUUAGCUGUAAUCAUAGAUCUUUUUGCCUGAUCGUGAGGACGUGGACUUUCACUGCCUAACACACGUUUCAGAAAAAUUCUGGAAUGAUUAAUAUGUGAGGGGAGGGUUCUGCUUUUUUGGGUGGUUUUUUGCUUUUUUGUUUGUUUGUUUGUUUUCCGAUUCCACAGGAUAAGCACUGUGAUAAGUUACUAUUACUCUGGGAAGGAUUCUGUUUUGUGCAUAGUCCUUCAAAAUAUUUAACACUCUGAACUCCCUCUGUCACCGUUGUGAGUUGAUGGCACCCCAGCUGUGGCAAUUAGUGCAACUUGACUGUUGAAUUCAGAGGAAUUAGUGGCGAUUUACUAUUCCAUAAAUACAAUCAGGCCCUACGAGGUUUGCUUCUACGCUGUGUGGUUGAGGCUAAAUUUUCAACUACUGGAAGAGCACAAAAAUAGGAAAUGUUUAAUAUUUGUGUUUAUGACCAAGUCUGGUCCACGCCGCAGCUGCAGCCUGGUUUUCCUGUGCACAGCAGAGUGAAAAAUGAGAAGCAGCAGAUGAUCAGUGGAAGCACAGCUUUCGGAUCAGGCACGAAAUGGAGCGACCUCAAGGCGCAGUAAGGGGAAGAUGGGUUGGUUGCAGGAAGGCUGACUAGAUGGCCUAACAAUAUGUUCUUAACAAAAUGACUUUGGUAAGAGUAGAAGACGUUGAGGGGGAAAAGGAGAGCUUAAGUGGUGGCUGUGUCUAUCAAGAGGGUCUGAAGUCAAAUCAGUCCAAUUUUUGUAGCUGGCACAGAUAACACCUAUGGUUUCAUUGCUAUUUGAAAUCGUAGGAGAAAUGUGAAAUGUGAAGGUCUCGCUUUUCUUGACACUCAAGUUUAUAAUAGUGCAUAUAUGUGUGUGUAUGUAUAUAUGGACACAUAUGUAAGAAGAAAACCUAUAGCAAAAUUAUAGUUUUCAAGUGUGUGGAGUUGCAGAGCUUUGUAUUGAAUGAUUAAAGGAAAUGUUUCCAACUUCUCUGUCAUCACUGGAUAACGAUUAGAACUAAAACAUUUUCAGAAUUCCUAGAAAUGACUAUUCCUAAGUAAUUGUUUUGAUGUUUGUGGUAAAGCAUAUAGAGUUAGAAGAGCUGUGUUCCCCAAUCCCCGUAUACUGCAAGGUUUGACUCAUCUAUGAAUUCAUAAAUUUUCAAUCUCCAACAAUAAUCAUGUCAAAAAAGCAAGAAAGAUAGAAAUCUAUGUGGUUUAAUGGUACUUCAUAACUUUGGGAGAAGAUGUAUUUGUGUGUUAGGGAUUUAUGUGAUUUAGGGUAUGUUCAAUUUGUCUGAAUAUGAUAUCUUUAAUAAAGGGCUGGCUAAUACAGGAUGUAGGUUUUGCAAAUGUGUGAUAUAUCUGUGUUCCUUCUGCACAACAUGCCUGCAGUGCUACUGUUGUCUCUUCCAUUUUAUUAUUUCCCAGUUCAUUAUGAUCAUUUUAGCUCCAGCAUCAGGUAUUUUGUACUCUGUUUUACAACAGAGCCUCAUCUUGGCAGGAUUGCAAGGUACCAGUUACAUAUCACAGCACAAACAAAUACACUUGUUGUGUUACACUUCACUAUUUUUUAAGAGUGCCACACAGUUAAAUUCACACUGUUAUUUUAGACUCUGCAAUACUGAUCCACUCAAAAAUACGAGUGCAGAAAAACACUGAUUGUAUAGCUGCUAGGCUGCUUACCCAGAGCACAUCAUUACAGCUUUGUUCUCAUAAAAUUCCUGUAUGACUUAAAAUGUGGCAACUGAGGAUUGCCAGGGGUUCUGAAUCUCAGUUUUUGUAGAAGAAACAGGAGAAGAUAUUUACUGUGUGACUGAGGCUGGAAGAAUUUCAGGUAGUAUUCUGCCAUUAUUUUUAUUCUUCACAACCUUUAAGAUUGAGAACUGAAAACUCAUGGCUCUCACAUCCUCUGCAGUGGAAUAAUUCUGCUGGCCUGUGUAAAUGGGUCUGGAAUCAAGUCCUGCACACCCUCCUGCCAGUUUUUCCCUCCCUUUCUAUGGCUUCUUUCUUUAUCUCCUGUGGUCAUAAAAUACUACAUUCAUACCAAGAGAAUUCUAUGGGUAAGAUUUUGUUCCUGCUUUGCCCAAACGUGUGAGUCAACAAGGUACAAAGUGUUAUAAAUUCAUUACCACAGGAUUAUUGUACCCCAAAUGAUGGUUUUUGUUUUUUAAUUCCUGCUUAUCUUGUGAGUACAGAGCGUAUCCUCAUCAGUGCUGCUAGUUUGCAGUACAACGUGGGGCUGUUCCCUGAGGGCUGAAUCAUGCAGUAGCUUGGGACACGAUGUUGGAAGGAUGCU
Molecule: messenger RNA, 5149 nt
Organism: Tympanuchus pallidicinctus (lesser prairie-chicken)
Lineage: Eukaryota; Metazoa; Chordata; Aves; Galliformes; Phasianidae
Gene: RNF182
Product: ring finger protein 182
Exons: 3
Coding region: 1228-1965 (245 amino acids)
Source: RefSeq, a predicted model, not a curated record